CCCUUUGUUAAGGAAAAAUAUGGAAUAUGGCAUUGAAAAGAAACAAGCAGCACUUUGAGACGUAGAAGAGCAAACUUAUUCAGAGGAAUCCUCUCCAAAAGCUGAGCACUGCCUUCUGUUCUCAGGACUUUUAUACAGUACAGACUCCUGGGUUUCAAGACUUUCUCAUGCAAGUCUCCAGGCAGUUCUGCUUCCUGUGAUAGCUGCUGAGCAAGCCUGAUUACAGGAGCAGAAAUGAGCAGGUUGCAGCUAUUAACAAAGAUAAAAUGAAACAUCUUCUGAAGGAGUCGCAGCUUCACCUUUCCUCUGCUGAUCCCCCUUUGAUUUUUAUGAGAUUCUUCCACUCCCACUUUUCUUUUCCUUUUUCCUCUAGCUUCUGCAUAUGAGAGAAAACAUAUGAUCUUUGAUCUUCUGAGUUUGAACUGUUUUGCUUAACAUAUUGGUCUCUAGUUCCAUCCAUUUUCCUUCAAGUGACAUAAUUUUAUUUUUUUUUCUUUAUGGCUGAAUAAAACACCAUUGGCUAUGUAAACCACAUUUUCUUUUUCCAUUCAUCCACUAAUAGACACCUAGGCUCUUUCCAUAGUUUACAUAUUUACACGGUUAUUUUGAAUUGUGCUGCUAUAAACAUGUAUUUGAACUUAUCACUAUAGUAUGGUAACUGUAAUUCUUCAGGAAAAAUAAUGGGAAGUGGUAUAGUUGGGUCAUAUGGUGGUUCCAUGCUUAGUCUUUUGAGGGACGUCCAUACUUAUUUCCAUAGUGGUUGCACUAGUUUACAGUCUCUUCAAAAGGAACAGUGUGAAAAUAUUCCUUUUUCUCCACAUUCUCUUUUUCAUUCAUUAUUAUUUGUAUUCUUGAUGACUGCCAUUUUUUGCUGGUGGAAGAUGAAAUUUUAGUGUAGUUUUGAUUUGCAUUUCCCCAGUUGCUAAUAAUGUUGAACAUUUUUUCAUAUAACUGUUGGCCAUUUGUAUUUCUUAUUUUGAGAAAUGUAUGUUUAAUUCACUUCCCUAUUUAUUAAUUGGGUUAUUUGAUUUUUGGGUGUAAAAUUUUUUGAGUUCUCUAUAUAUUCUAGAUAUUGAUCUUCUGUCAGAAGAGUAGCUAGCAAAGAUUUUCCUCCUAUUCUGUAGGUUCUGGAGUGUUGAUCCUCUGUCUCCUUCUAGGAGUUGCCUAGUUUGUGGUCUAAUUCCUAGGUUUUUGAUACAUUUUGAGUUGAUGUUUAUGAUGUUUAUAAAUAAAAAGUUUUCCCAGUACCUUUCAUUAAGAAGGCAAGACAUGCUUUUUGUAUGACUUUAUUAGGUACCAGAAAUACCAUCCCCAGGAAACUAGCCAAAGUACCUAAGGAAUUAUAGGUGACUUGCUGAUGACCCAUCCUCCAGUCAUUCAUGCAGCAUAUUCCAUCCUUAGCAUAGCUCCCUGGAUGGACUGAGGCUGCUGGUUUAGCACAGACUAACUGCAGACCUGUGCAUUGUCAGUGAUCCUUCUCUCUGUGGUCCUUUAUCUUCUAAGAACUGGCAUCAGUUUUCUAGAGAAGCUCUUUCCAAUAGCAUUUUCUGCCAUAGUACAAAUGCUCUAUCUGCUUCCUGAUACUAAUCACAUAAGACUGUGGAGCACUUAAACUGUAUUUAGUGUGACUGAGAAACAGAGUUUUAAAUUUAAUUCCAUUUUAAUUAAUUUAAAUUUAAUAGCCAUUUAUGACUAGUGGCUACUGUUUUGGACAGUAGAGGUCUGGGAUAAGAUAGGCUUCUCUUCUUCACUGUUGGAGAAACAGGGGCAGAUGAUCAAGAGCAAGGUAUCAACUAUUUUGCAUUUUACAAUUAUGUAAAAUACAAGAAAGCAAAAUAGAAAUAUAAAUUCUUGUAAUCUCAAUGCCCCAAUAAAACAAUCACUCAGGUUUUUAAGGAUACUGGAUUUCCUUAUAUCAUUUUUAUUCUAUGAAUCACCUUUAAUAUCUAAUUGCCUUUGUACAACUCUGUAUAUGAAAAUUUUCUUUAAUAUUAUGGGAUUAUUACAUUUUAUUUGCAAAUGUAAUUUUAAUAAAGAGCAUAUUAGUCCAUCAAGUGAAUAGAAUACACCAUAGAUUCUUAUUGUUUCCCCCUUCAACUCUGGAGAUUGAACCCAGGGCUGCACACUUGCUAGGCAAGUACUUUUCCACUUAUGUACAACCCCAGCUCAUUUAAAAAUUUUUUUACUUUGAGACAAGGUUUGUGUUAUAGUUGGGAUCUUUCACAUCCCUGGAAAACUCAUGUAUAAGGCAUGUAGGAAUGUUCAGAGGUGAAAAGAUUGGUUACGAAAGCUGUAACCUUAUCAGUAAAUUGAUUCAUUUGGUGGACUAAGAAUUUAAAUGAAUCAUUAGGUGGUAACUAUAGGCAGUGGCUAGAGGAAGUAGGUCACUGGGGGUGGGCCUUUGGAAACUACUGUCUCAGGCUUCUCCCUCCUUUGCUCUCUCAUCCCUUCUCUCCACUUUGCUCUCUCUUUCUCCCCCUUCCCAGCUGCUAUGAACUGAGUAGCUCUCCUCUACCACACCCUUCCACCAUAAAUAUCUGCCUUGCCUUGGGCCAAGAGCAAUGGAGUCAGCUGACCAUAAACUGAACCUCUGAAACCAGGAAGCCAAAAUGAACUUUUCUUCCUCUAUCUUGUUUUUGUUAGGUACUUUGGUCACAGUAGUGAAAGCUGAUUAACACAGUCUUGAUGAGUUGCCAAGGAUGGCCUCAAACUUGUGAUCCUCCUGCUUUAGCCUCCUGAGUAGCUGGGAUUACAGGAUUACUUGAUUACAGCCACUGUACAGGCCACAGAGCCAUAGACUCCUUGUGGUUGGGUAUCUAGGAUGUUUUCAUUGUUGCUGUUAUACAAAUGACUGCCAUCCACAUCUCUGUGACUGAAACUUCUUCCAAAUGUUGAACAGGUCUUUGAAAAUCUCUGGUAGGGUCAGAGAAAUAGAAUUUAGUGGUCAAGGAUAUAAAUGUUUUAAGGCUAAUGAAGAUGUAUGGCCAUAUUUCCCAAAAUUUCAUUACAUAAAAAAUACUCACUUUGUCACACCCACACUUAUACUGGGCAUCCAGCACACCCAUAAUUCUCUUUAAUUUAUGUCUUAGCAUUUUAUUUCAUGAUAAAAUUGGCCCAAGUUAUACCUAUUUUUGAUAAAUUAAAGAGUUACAAGUUUUAUAAGAGAAUUUGUCCUUGGCAGAUUUUUUCCCUGAUAUAUUACUUUUUCUUUCACAGUUUUAUUUUUUAUGUUUUUAUGGGAGAAAAGGAAACAAGAAAGUUGAUGUACUGUUUUGUGCAGUUAAGCAAAGAGAAAGCUUCCAUGCUAUUUUCACGGUGAUUCAAAAACACAUGUGAAAUUAAGUGGCCAAAUGAGAGAUUUUUCUAUAUUUUGCCUACUUUUUGCAGUAACUCUUUGUUCUAUUUGCCUUUAUCUCUUACAUUUCUUAUAAUUUUUACUUGAAAGUGAAGGUUGAAUCUAAAAGUGCCUUUUUCAAUAUUUAUCACCUUGUGGCUGCUGUGAAAAUAAUAAUAAAGAAUUCAGAGUAUAGCUUGUAUUAAAUAUCUCCUGUUGUGCAUUGUUAAAAAAAAAUUAUGUUAGACACAGUGGUCAGAAAAUGAUCUACUGAAGAUUGCUGUAAAUAAACAAGCCUGUAGAUGAAAAGUUGAAUUUAUGAGACCAAUAAGAAGUGAUUAUUCACUCUAUAAAAGUGUUUAUAGUGGGGUUAUUACCUUAAUAGUGAGCUUCACUAGUGAAUUUAUGUUUUCGUUUUUUAAAAAUUGAUUUACAAGCCUUUAUGAUCUUAUCUUUUGCACUAAGUGAAUUUAUUGGAAUAAGCAUUUUACUGAAAUACUUUAGGACUAAAAGAGAUAUGGUACCUCUAAAAGAUAAGCUACUUACUGUUCUCUCAUCAAUUUAUCAAGGCUGCUCUGAAGAGUUAAAAUUGCAAUGAGGAUUAAAUUUUUGCAUUUCCAGCUUUCUUGGAUUCGUAUGUCAGUAAUCUUGUUACAACAACAUACAUUCAUAUAUAUGUAUGUAUGUUUAUUACUAUUAGAGGAAUAAAAUUAAAAAGCUAGUUUAAUGUAUUUAAUAAUUUUGGGAAGGCAAAAAAAUAACCAUUUUAAUGUUAAAGGUAAUUAGAUCAGAAACAAAAAUGAUACAACCUAGAUGGUAGUGAUAUUUCAUGCCAACAUUGAAAAGGAAAUAUUAUCAAGGAAUGAACAAGGAAAUUACCAUAAGGGGAAGAUUUUAAAUGUGGAUUAUCAGGAUGUGGAGCUUAAUCCUUUAACUCAUGGCUCUGGCCUUAGCGGCACGUUCUUCCUCAGAACCAUUAUUUUUAUUUAUUUUAUUUUUUUAUACUAACAUUUUUAAUUUUUAAAAUAAGUAAGUAUAUAGUAAAAAAGUAUAAAGUUUUAUGAAUGUAAGACAUGGAUUCUAUUAAGUUAUCACUACAAUCCAGACACAAUGUAGUAACAUCACCCUAAAAGACUCCCCUGCUAUUCCUAUAUAGUCACACUUUCUACUGUCCCCUAGCACCUACAACCACUAUGUUCUCUGCCAUCACAGUUUGUCUUUUAUGAAAUGCCAUAUAAAUGGAAUCCAACAGGAUGCAAGUUUUUGAAACUAGAUUAGUUCUCUUAGCACAAAGUCUCUGAAAUUCAUUUAAGUUGUUGCACAUAUCAAUGGUUCCUUCUUUUGUAUUGUUGAGUAGCAUUAUUUUGUUGAUAUUUACCAUGAGAAUCAUCAUUUUUAAAGCUUCAUGGAUCAGGGGAAAAAUAAGGAGUGUAACCAGGGAGCAUCACUCACACUUCAGUUUUUACUUUCUUGGUGUUGACACUGGAACAAAGCAUUUACUGUUUUGAGAAAAAGUGAUAGAAUCAAAUAAAUAUUGGGCAACAUUUCUUAAAACUGUUUUCCAGAAUAGUUGAGGCAUCAAUGCCUGUAACUUCAUUAAGAGGCAUGGUUAUUUACCUCUGUCAGGCAAGACAGGCUUUUGAAAAACGUUCUGUUUAAAAGUCAUAGAUAUAAACAUAGAAUGUAAAACUAUAAAUCUUCUAGAUGAGAACAUACACGAUCUUGCUUACCUUGAAGUAGGCAAACAUUUCUUAGAUACACCACCAAAAGCCACCUUAACCAUAAAAGAAAAAAAUAAAUAAUGAACUAUACUUUUCCAACAUUAAGAACUUCUGAUCUUCAAAACACGUUGUUAGGAGACAGGCAAGACUGCAAGGAACAUACUUGCAAAUCAAAUCUAAUAAAAGGAGUUAUAUGUAGAAUAUGUAAAAAAUCUCUCAGAACUCAACGAAUAAUUAAAAAGAACAAUAAAGCACAGAUAAUAAUGUAAGCAACUGCUUCCCAAAUGUGCCAUAUAGAUGGCAAAUAUACACACGGAAAGAUGCUCAAUGUGAAUCUUUAGGGAAGGCAGAUGAGAGCCACAAGGGAAUGCUUCUGUGCCCUAUGAGAAUGUCUAAAAUGGAAAACUCUGUUCAGGUCAAGUCUUGAAGAGGAUGGAGAGCAACUGGAAAUUUCGUAAGUCACAGAUGGGAAUGGAAAAUUAUAAUAGCCCUUUGGGAAAAAUAAUCUGGCAAUUCUUAAGGCACAAACAUAUAGCUGCCAUGUGACCUAGCCAUUCUAGACACUUACCCAAGAACGCAUUGCCCACACAAAGACUCAUGUACAAAUGUCCACAGCAGCUUUAUUUGUAACAUGCAGAAGCUGAAAAUACAUUGAAUACCUAUCAGCCAAUGAAUGACUAAAAAAAUAGAAGUGCAUCCAUACAAUAGAAUGCCAUUCAACAAUAAAAAGCAGUAAACUGUUGCUGCAUGCAACGCAUGAGUGAUUUCCAGAUUCAUGACAUGGAAGAAAAGAAACCAGACAAAAUGUAUGAACUGUGUUACUGUGCUUGUAUGAAUUCCAGAAAAUGCAAACUAAUCUGUAGUUUUCAUGGGCAGGUAGAAGGUAGGAGGACCUCUAGGAGAGGCCAGAGGAAAGGAUUUCCAAGGCAGGAGGGAACCUCUGUGGUGAUAUCUAAGGAUUCAUUAACUAGAUGCUAGUAACGCUUUCAUGGGUGUCUACAUUUAUCCCAACAGGACAAACUGUACAUGUUAAAUAUGGGCAGCUUAUUAUAUGUCAGUUUUGCCUCGAUAUUUUUUUUUUAAAUACAGUCCUUUUAAUCUGUUUACCUAGGUUAGCACUUUUUCAAACAUAGUUUGCUGUCUAGUCAGCAAAAACCCUUGAAUUGAUGAAGGUACAAAUGUGAGUCUGCUGGACAAUUGCAUUUCACACUGGCAAUUGACAGACUGGCUCUGGCAUCAGUCAGUCACCCAAGGAUAAGUAAGUUCACCUCUGACAGAGUUCCAGACGAGUAUGAUUGAGAGAACAAAAUCUGAAAUUCAGAAACAAACAGCAGUUGGCAAAUAUUUUCUCUUUUCUCCCAGUUAUACAAAGAUAUCAAGAGUCCUCCAAAUCUACCAUUUCAAAAAUGCUAUCUUUGAUGACAGUUUCAGGUGCAAAGUGUGUUUUUUUUCUUCACAGUGCUUUUCACAGAAUGAGCACUGGUAGACACCAAGGCUGGGAGGCCCUGUGAACCAGUUCCAGCAGGUGAAGCUUUGUGCUGGUGGUGAUGUAGUUUCAUUCCAAAGGUGUAAAGCGAAGUCUCCAUCUCUAGCUGGCUGCUUGUGUCCUUGGACUGCCCUUCCCUUAGAUGUUUCCACCUCUCAUCUGUGUGUUACCUUCCUUGAUGUUCCUUUACCUGGCUGCUGCUCAUUCUGCUUGAUCUCUUCGGCCUUGUGAGCAGAUCAUGGGGUUGUGAGGCUUUUGAAGAUAGGGCUGGGGCUUUGGUUAACCACGUUGUUAACGUAAGUCUGAAUAAGUGCUGAAUCUAUGAAGUGCGUACAGCCUGGAAGAACUGGGUGGUGUCUUCUGCAUGUAGUCAAUCACGAUGAUAACUGCAAUGGUGUUUGCCAUACAUUGCACUCUGGAUUCUGAGCACAAUGCAGUUAGUGUUAUGUGUGGACUGGCUGGCGUUGAUCUCAGAACACUGUGGUGAUGCUAUCCCCAAGUACUUCAUUCUUCAGGUGAGGAAAAUGAGGCCCGGAGUGAAGCACCUAUGUACCUAGAGUACCUAGAGUACAUAGGUGCUAACUACUGGGAAGUCAGGUUUAUCCAGUAUUUUUCCUAGCCCUUUCUACUGCAUUUGGUGAUUCAUAGCUAAUUUUUCACAAUAUGUUUGCAGAUGUAUUAGGUGCUAUUGAGAGACAAAUAACAUAUCUUUGACUCACCAUCUAGUUACCAGUAACUUUGGCCUUGCUUGAAGCUCAUAAUAUAUACAUUUCCUUUCUCUUCCUCUGUGGACCAUGAGAACACUCCUCCAAAUAACAGGAUUGCUAUUUCUCAUCUGCCCAUCCACUCGGCCUGGAUUAUUAGCACUUCUUUUGGGAAUUUCAGAGUCUACAUUUUUGACCUGCCACAAUCCUAGCCAGACAUUUCUGCUGCUGCGUUCUGAUUUAUCAUGCCAUUUCUCUGAACUGACAACUCAGAAAUCUUAAACUUGGCAAGCUCACUCUCUGACAAUAUAGCUUUAUUUUUUUCACCUCCACUGUUUCCUUUUUCCUAGUAAGUCAGAUAUGAAAACACCAAGACAUCUGUUUUUAAGCACUGUGCCUAUUACCAUUGUAGUUAAAUAAUCCUCCCUGGCAUUUCACUUGCUAAAGGCAGAUGUGGCCAGUGGUUUCAUCUUUGAUCCUUCCACCAUUAAACAUUCCUAAGAAUCCUCAGCUUUGUUUUGACCAGAAUGCCUUUUUGUGUUUCUGUCACUGAAGCCUUUCUCUGUAUGUAUGAUAAGAAGCCAGAUGGCUUCUAUCGUCCCCAAUCCACCUCCAGAGAAAUACCUUCCUCCUUAGGUUGUGUCUGAAGUUAUCUCUUUCUUCGUGGAUUUGAAAUUGCAAAAUUUCAGAUUUACCAUAAUUAUAUACUUGUGUCUAUUUCUGAACUUUCUAACCCAGUAAUUUUUCUGUGUAUGGGGCAGUUUUACAUUAUGGUGCUUUUAUGAUGCAGUUAAACAUCUGCUAGGUCAGCUCUCCCUUCAUUGUUACUUUUGAAGAUGGUUAUUCUCUGAUCUAUUUCAGAUGACUUCAGAAAAAUUUUAUUAGACUUCCCCAAAUUAUAUGACAGGGUUUAUUAGAAUUCCAUUGAAUCUACAGAUUAAUUAGAAUUGAUGAUUUUCAACAAAUUUUUGUUCCCAUCAGACAUACAGUAUCUUUAAAUGUACUAGUUUGUUUUUGUCUGUCCUUUCACUAGUUCUCUUCAGAUAGGCCUGCAUAGAGAUCACUACAGGUGUUUUUAUUUUAUUGCUCAUGUAAGUGGCAUUGCUUUGGUUUCCUUUGACCUUCAAAGCUCUCUCCUUGUGAUAUCACCCAGCCCUGUGAACUCAGCGUCACCUCUGUGCAGAUUACUUCCUGAGCCACAUGAUGAGUUGCCACACCCUAUUCUCCCUUUCUGUUGAACACCAUCACCCCUUGUUUGCCAGAGCUGCCCCAAAUUCAUUGUACCUACAGGUGAACCAUCUUUCUCUGCCACUCCAAACCACCCCCCCCUUCUUAAGUUUUUCACUAUCCUAGCUAUGAGGCCAAAACCCGGGACAUCAUCUUGGGCAGACUGGUCUGCUCCUUACACAAUAUUUGUUGUAUGUCUUUCCUUCUUUCCAGCCUCACUGUCAGUAUUAUCUGUUACCUGGAUUACUAGCAUUUCAGCCUCUAGUCUCUUGCUAGUCUCUGAACCCCGUCUGUCUGUGAUGAUAAUUCUAGUGCCUAAAAUAUUGAUGGCAUUGUCACUUCAGCCUGCCUCUGCUUUGCUCACCUGAUAAGGUCCAGAAGCAUCAAUUGCUCCUGUUUUGGCCCUAAUAGAAUGUUAUGUUCUUGUGUGCUCCCACACCUCAGCUUCCUCGAGCUCCAGCCUGAGGGUCACUCUCCAAUACCGUGUCCCUAGCUGGAUGCACUCUGCUCUUUCAUAUCCCUGUUCCCGUGUCACUUGUAUUGUGAUUCCUUUUUGUCCUGCAUCUCCGCCCCUCAACAAUUCACCAUUUCCUCCUCUUCAAGGAACACUGUACACCUCUCGUAUGGGAUGUGUCACUCGAGUCACUGUUUUACGUUGGUACUUGAGUGUCUUUCAUUUUCAUGUGAGGCUUCAGUUAACUGAGUUUAAAGCUAUGAAAUAAAUAUAGCCUGGAAGAAUUGAGCAGUAUCUUUGCAGACAGUUAAAACUAUAAAGAUAAAUAUAACAACAGUAUUUCCUACAAUGAGCUCUAAUGUGUCCUGACACCAUGUGAUUAGCACUGUGUGGAUUUGUGCCAGUCUCCAAGCCCUGAGAGGAAUGCUGCCAUGAGAAUUCUGUUCUUUGGGUAAGGAAAACGAGACCCAGAACGCCACUGAUUUCUCCAGAGUCCCCAGUGCUAACAACAGAAGUCAAGUUCGAACCCUGCUGGCUGGGUAGGAGUGUCAGCUUCAACCACUGUCUGACUUCCUGGCAGUUCUGCAGUUGCGCCAUAACCUUGCUGACCAGAAGCUCAAACGCAUGAUUGAAACUUGAUAUAAGCAUAGGUUCCUGAUUCUGUUGUCUUAAGCUUUCUCUGUAAAGUUUGGAUGUCUAUUUUUUCUUUUCUGAAUUUUUUAAAGAAAGAGUGAGGAGUGAGCCAAUAAUGCUAGUGAUGUUCCCAAGAUGAAAUGCUGGAUUUCACACUAUCUGCAAUCUAUUACAUCAGGUCCCAAUCUUUCUGCCUGACUUUCUGGGGCUUCCAACACCUGGGCCCACUCUACUUCUGUACUUGACUUACAGAUACCAGUGCCCCUCCCACGAGGCCUGACAGCCCACCAGGCCCCUCCCGAGUCUCACAGUGUUGCUCUCCUGUCUCCUGUGUCUGCUCUGAUGGCUGGCUUCCUCUCUCCAUCACCAAAGCCUGUCUUAUGGACAGUGCCCCCAUGAUUUUUCUGACUGAUUUACACAAUUCUUCAACUAUACAGGUUAACAUUGGCUUGUUUUCAAAAUUCCAUAAACAGUAUGAAUAAAUAAUAUAUAUCUAUGUGUCUAUAUUUAUCUAUUUAUGGAGAUAGAUAAGAUAUGUAUUAUUUUCCACUAGGGAUAAGUAUACAACAGAUAGUAAAUACCCUAGUAUGACUGAUAAAUUUUGUGAUUUGAACAUUUUAAUUACUGCACAAAGGUUUCAAAAGUAUUUGAUUUUUCUCUUUAAGGAGUAAUGUAUGACCCUGAGGGAUUUUAGUUUUCUGUAUAUUCUCAGCACAAUGACUUCAACUCUUCUUUAGUAUGUCUAUAAGUAAUUUUUCUUCAACAAGCAGUAGAGUAGAAAGAAUGUCAGAAGUGGAUUUUUGGGCUGUUAAUCCCAUUAACUUGUUUUCUGGUGUUAGCUAUAUGGCUUAUCUCCUUCAGGUAUAAACAGAUAGGAUUAUACUCGAGUAUUCCUAAGAUUCUCUUGCUCCAAAAGGCCCUUACCAGUGAAUUCCAGAGUAUGUCUAGCAUCUUGUAUCAGUUAGGCAACGUUGACACCAUCUACUAUUUGGGCAUAAUUAAAAUAGAACUUUAACUUUUAAGUCUUAUUUGGUUUAUAGAUUAAUAUUCUUAUGAGUCAGUGUAAAAACUGUCUACAUAUAGAUUGUAGCUGCAAAAUAUUAUGAUCCUGUUAGCUGCUUCAGAGAUCUGGCAAUUUUCUGAAGUUCUGUAGGAAAAAAUGUUAACUAUGGUACGAUCUCAUAUUUUCCCCCUUAGCUUUCAUAAUCUUGAAAAAUAACUCUUCUCAUUUCCCCCCUAACACCCACAUUGUUGAAGCUGAAAGCUGUGGUGGAGGUCAGGACUUGGUUCUAAUUCAGGGCCCAGCAUUCUGUCUGGCUGAGGUACAGGAGCUUGACCCGCUCUGUGUGGCUUUGCUGAAGUAUUUGUCCCCUGUGAAAGCCAAUAUGGUCAGCAGCACCAGCAUAGAUAAAGAGCUGCGUAAGGUUGUAUUUUAGUGGCAAGGCUGUUUUGUGGCCAUGUUCUGCAGGCAGACUGGAGGUGACAGUAUUAUUUACUUUUGUUGCUCGGGGUCCAAAGAGAGAAUAAAUUGCUAUUGAUUUUUGAGACAUUCCAGUGAAGGGUCUGAAUGCCUUCAGAAGAGCUGGGUGGCAGGACAGCCAGUGCUGGCUCGGAGACUGCCUGUUAAAAUGAAAAUUCAUUUUCUUGUUAUUGUCAUAAAGAUUUUUUUCAUUCUUAGAGCCAGUUACAAGAAGAUGUGGCUGUGGGGGAGUGUUGCUAUUAUGAAUGUUUUCUGUCCCCUGAGAGAGUGGAAUUCAGCACCUUUCACAGCGUUUGAAAUUGACAAAUAGAGUUGUGUGUGUACUUGCAUACAUGUAAUCACCUGGACUUAAAAGUGAUGUUUAAUUCUGUUAGUAUAUUAUGUGCUCUCCCAGGACACUUCUAGGUUUUUCAAAUGUUUGGCCUCACGAAGGAAGGAAGUUUGAAUUUUGUCUUAUUUUGUUUUAACUUGCGAGUGUGUUUUAAAAUGAUGCAUUUGCUUUCCUUGAUGAUUUCUUAAUUUGCACUCCUCCCCACCCCCAUAGCCCCCAGCCAGAUUAUUUCUUCCUAUAAUAUUGAGGAUCCUACUUUGUGUGCCACCUGAAGGGCCAUACCAAAGGAAUGACUGAAGAUUGGCUCACGCAUUACCCAUGAGUCAUUUUUCUUAAAUCAAUAAUGCACUUCUAAUUUAAUAGUCUAGGAUGACUCAUAGUUUCAAACAUUUGUUUUGGCAAACGAAAAUUGUUGUGAUCCAGAAAUUCACGGUUAUGCAUAAAAGUACCAACUCAGCGGAAGCUUGUUCUGGCAUAGAAUGGGAAAGAGGAUGAGAAUGAGGUGAUGGCCCUGAAUUAGGAAGUACUAUUUAAAAGAACAUAGAAACUUAGGCAAUGAUAAAGAGUUAAAUCUGAAUUUCUUUUUUUUUCCCUUGUCGAUGGAAUUCUAUCUAUUUAUUUAUUUAUUUAUUUAUAUGUGGUGCUGAGAGCAACAUUUUAUAAUGUCUUUAUGCCAAAAACAAAUUUGGGUUUAAAUAUUUUCCCAUAAAUACCUUAUACACAUAACACUUUAAAAGUCAGGUCAGGGUUUAAAAAUAGAAAACUCAUAUUUAGACUAAGUUGGUAAUUAUGUUAGAGCACCAUAGUACAUCAGUAAAAUAAUAUAACGAGAUUUCCUGGUGCUGUGAGCUAUGUGGUAUCUAUAACCUGCACAUUUAACAAUAAUCACCCGUGUAAUGUUGCUCCAUGAACAACGGAGUUCGACUACUAACCAUUAGUUAACUUAUGCUAGGCAAGUGCUCCACCACUGAGCUACCCCAGCCUCUAAAUCUGAAUUUCUUAAAGUUUAGAUUAUCAGUCAGAAUUCCAAAUGCAUAGUCUCCAUAAAAGCCUUAUAUUUUAAAGUAGGGGCAUUUUGGACCCAAGAAGACACAACUUUAAAUGUUUUUGACUGUGCUGUGUCUAUACAAUAAUUUUAUAUUUCAAUGGAUUACCAGUCAUCUAGUCAGAUAUGUACACACUUAAAAUAUGUUUAUUAGAAGUGGGCAGAUACCUACACAUUUUUGGUUUCACAAGUAGAAAUCUCAAGCUUCUAAGUUAAGGACAGGACUGGCAUUGUCACCUUUCUCUGUGGCAAGGGUGUUCUAGUAGAGAAAAGCAUAGAUUUAAGCGUUCAGGGCCUGGGUUUCAAAACCCAGUUCUCCCAGUUCCUCAUUGAGCAUUUAAGCAAAUGUUUAACCUUGGUAGGCCUUGGGAUAUCAGGUUCUGGGAAGUAGGAAACUACAUCUGUCCUAAAAUGAAAAUGAAGCUGUAAUUGCAGGUGAAGAUACUUUUCCCCAUCAAUUAGCCUAAGAUUACCCAUUUGAAAAAUAAGUAUUUUUGCAGUAAUAAAUAUUAACAUUUAUUGGGUAUUUAUCAUGUGCCAGAAUCUGUCCCAAAUACUUCAUGUGUAUACCAACCCCUCAGAGGCAGGGGCUGAUAUCAUCCACAUCACAGAGAUGAAGAAAUGGAGGCAAAGGAAUGGAAGAAUUUGCCUCCUUUUUAUCUGUGAAAUGAAAUAGUAAUAACAAGACACUGUGUAACUUAAAUUUGGACCACUUUCAGUGAUCUUUUUGGCAAUCAUUUUACCGUUCUUAUCAUAACUCUCUUACCUUAGCACAUACUUACUGGUGUUAAAUGCAUUUUGAAAGCUUAACUAAAAGAUUUUAAACAUCAUUCAGAUCUUACACACACUACAUGUGAAUUAUAUUCUCUGUAAUUUGCCCAUUUCAAACUAAAAAAAUCCUGCUGGCUCUGCAUUCUGAUGAUAUAGCACAAAAAGGAAUCUUAUUUUUAAUGCUGAACUGAGAAAAACAAAAUGCUAAGGUAAAUCUUUCACGUACAGAAAUAAUUUGUGCCAAUAAAAAAAUUGUUAAAUUAUCACUGUUGAGGCUUAGCCAGCUCUCUGAAUUGCUGUGGAUAAUUGAGGCUUGACAGUUCUUAGUAAUAUUAUCAGGAGUGUCUUUCAGAAGAUAAUUUCCUUUAUUGUCUUUGAUUAAUUUGUAAGUAAUUGGAUGGAGUUUAGCAGUAACCUGGUAUGUUCACUCUUAUUAAUAUAGGGUUGAAUUCAUGAUCCUAAGUACUUUGUGAGCUCAUUUUAAAAGGCUAUCUCCAUUUCAACUUUUAAAUCAAUGUUUGUUUAUAGGGAAAAUAGGAUUAGUGAAUUUGGUUGUCCUGAAACUCUGUCCUGUUACAUGGGUGAUUAUUGUUAAGUUCAAAUGUGCAGGUUAUAGAUACCAGGUAGCUCAUGGCAAUAGGAAACCUCAUUAUAUUAUUUUACUGAUGUACUAUGGUGCUCUAACAUAAUUACCAACUUAGCCUAAAAAUGAGUUUUCUAUUUUUAAACCUUGACCUGAUUUUUAAAUUGGAGUGUGUACAAGGUAUUUAUGGGAAAAUAAUUAAACCCAAAUUUGUUUUUGACGUAAAGACAUUAUAGAACGUUGCUCCAUGUGAACAACACAGUUCACCUACUGAAUUUAUGUUCUUAUUUCCUGUGCUUUGCUCAGCUUCCGGAACAUUUCACUCUUAAGUGCUAUGUGGAAAUGAGAAAUUUGUGUGCUGUGACUUGUUGUGUUUUAGAAGUAAUGGCAAGAGCAUUUGUGUGUGCACCAAUGUCAUUUUUUAAAAACGAUGUUAUAGUUCACAUCUGUUACAGCUCCUUUGCAGAUUUAAUUAUUUUCCCCAUUUCAGUGGGAAAAUCGAGGUUAUUUAUUCAUCGUGUUACUCUUUAUGUGCUAUUAUAAUGAUUCUUAGACUUUCAAAACUUCCCUCAUUCUAAUCACAGUAAGAAAAAACCCCUUGACAGAAACAAAGCUGCCCCUUUCCACAGCGAAGUCUCAGGGCUGACCUGGAGUGGCCUGGAGAGGACUGUCUUGUGGGUGCUGGCCGUCAUGGCGAGCAGCCGAGCUCGGCCUCAUCCUCCCACCCUUUCCUUCAGUCCGGAGCUAGUGCAGACUUUAGGCUGUCAUCCUUUCUUUUUAUGUGGGGAGACGGAAGCCUUCGUCAUUCCUACGUGCCUCUUUACUGCCCUCGUGUUCCCUUUUUCCUGGAUGUGCACAAUUCUGUCUUCCAGGAAGCUCCAAACCAGUCAUAGUACUUUUAAAAACUAUGUGAAAGAGCAUUUUAAAACAGUUAAAGGUGUUCUUAUUUUUGCGGUCAUUUCCUGGGGACAUGGUUCAAGCCGGCACUGGCUGAACAGAGAAACGGUGGUGGUGUGCCUGCCAUUCGGGGGAUUUCCAGUGGUCUCUGCCUGGUCCUUGCUGGUGGAGUGCAGCCUCUCCUGUCCGUGCUCAUCCUCGCAGGAGGUGGUCAGGCUCCCGCCUUCUCACUUAGAGAAGUACAAAGGUCCCUAUGGCAUUGGCAGUAGCCUUUUUCUGACACACUUUUCUCUCUUGUGAAAGGGGACAGUAACAGUGCCACCUCACAGGAUAUCAUGAGGACUGCAAGAACCAGUAUGUGCAACAUUUUGAGCGAUUCUGGAUGAAAAACUCUUUACUAAGAAUUAGCCAACAGGAACAUAGGACCACCGGCUGCCAGUUGUACAGCUGAACUGUAGGAUGGAGGCACUCUUGGCAACGGCUGGGUGCUGGCUUCCACUCUGCUUCCUGCUCCUCCUAGUGCAAAAUGCUUCUCCCCUCUUUUAUCCCAAGGCCCCUGGGACCCUCAGUCCCUCCCUGUCAGCCUGUUCAUCUGGCUGCCCCUCUCUUCCUCAACCCCAGCCUUUGGAACAGAAAAUCUCUGUAACUGUGCAUUGAAAUCUUUCCUGCCUCACAUUCAACUAAUUGUUCUCUGUGUCUUUGUUUCUGCUUUAAAAAAAAAUGUAUGAGGGACUAGAAAAUAUAUCAAAUAUGUUGAAAGGCAUAGAUUAUUACCUGAGUCAGAGUUCUUCCUAUUUACCAACAUAUUAUGUCUGCUGAAUAUUGAUUUCCAGGAUAUAGGACACUUCAUGUGUCAGAGAGAAGAGCCCAGAAUAAUGUUUAUUAUUGCUAGGGAAGAAACUACUGUGUUCAGGGUUCUCUAUCCUGCCUAGAUCACACCCCUGCUGGAUCUCCCAAACCAAUCCACACUAACUUGAACGCCUGUGGAAACUCUAGUUCUGGCACCUGUUUAAUUUCUAAUUAUUACUUUAUCAUUCUGCUUCAACCUGAUUUUAUUCUCUUCAGCUUCUAGCUCUGCUUACACAUUGGAACUUUUAUAGAAAUGGUGUUAGAAACUUGUUCUUUGAGCUCCUGACUCAAGUUGAGAAACUGAAAUGCGGUGGGGGCAAUUGCUCCCUGACCCCUGGUAUUUCUCGGUUGAAUGUUCUGUCACAGCACCCAGAAUUCUUAGAGUCAUAAAUAUCAUCUCUUCAAUUUUUGACGUAAAAAACCUUGAGAACUCAAUCCAGGAACCCUCAUAUACAAACUGAAUAAAGGAAUGGAUUAAACUGGCAAGCCCAUAGUUUGGCUUGACCAUUUUGAAGACCAGUGAGCAGAGCAUGGUGAUUACCAUCAUUCAUCCCAUCCAUCUACUUGACAAACUUUUCUGAGUGUUUACAAGGCACUGAAUCUGGAGAGGUAAUAGUGGUACAAGGACGAAACAGAGAACUUUUCCAUCAGAAUCCUCCCACUCAAGCAGAAUGAAGUACAAAAUGAGCACUGUCUCAGAAGCUAUGAAGUCAGAGAGAAGUAAACAAUUAAGGACUAGUUCCUGUUUCCAAGAUGGAAAUGGAGAACAUGUAGAGGAAAUUGCCUGCAGGGCACAGAUAGAAUACAGAAGUAUAGAACAGCAUGGAGGAGAGAAGAGCUGUGGCCUCCUGCAUGCCUCAUGCCUCAAAAGGGCUGAUGCAGUCAUGGGGCAAAGCCAGCUGACUGAUUUAAGUGAGAGGUAUGAUGCUUAGUUUUAUUUCUAAGCACUGGCAGAGCAGAGGAGGGAACAUAUGCUCUUAAGCUUAAAAACAUGAAGGUGAUUUCUUUAUAAUAAAAUAAUUAUACUGUAAAUUUAAAAAUUUUUUUUGACUUUAUUUUGGAGGGAAACAAUUUUGUACUGUGUUGUGGGAGAAAUUUGUGUUCUUUGAACAUCCUAAUGGUGUGAACAGGAAAAAUGUAUGAGAUGGUUAAAACAGAAGGAUUACCAUAAAGUAUAUUGCAUUUUGUGCACGAUGAAUAAAUUUCACAGGAUUUUUAAUACCAUGUUUUAUGUUUCAUAAUGAUAAAUUAAUUGUAUAUAGACACCUUAUUUUUCUUUGCAGAUAAAAGUCACACAAUCCAAGCAGAUGAAAUGUAUUUUGGUAUUCUCGUUUUAUCUGGUAAACUUUUUAUGGUUUUGCUAUUUUGUGAAAGCAUAUUACUUUUCAUUUUCCAUGAUGAGAAUAUAAUAAUGUAAUGUUUUAUGAAAUGUACUUCUGGGAAGUAUGUAAUACAGCAGAGGGAGUUUGGUUUUAUAUUUUUCUGAUGUAGAACUUCAGAAAUAGAAUAAUUUCUUUUUUGGCACCUAAUGGGUUAAUGAUUCAUGGCACAGAAGCCCAUUUUUAUGUUAAAGUAAAAUUACUUUGAAAAAUAUGCCUUAAUUGAAACCCUAUUUAAUGGUAAAAUUGUUAUUGAUUAUGAUCAAAAUGCCCAAGACAGUGAUGAAUUCAUCAAUUUCUGUUUCAGGGGUGUUAUAAAUCUUUUAGUGGGAGCUGGAGAACGUGAACAAGAUGAACAUUUUCAAAUUAUACUGGCACAUUACUUAUUAUGUGUAACUUUCUUAAUCUGUAUACUGUGUAGGAAUGGAAAUGGCUUUUAAGAAGCAAUGGAGAAAAGUAGCUCACACUAUUAUAUAUGCCACAAAUCUAGCUGGAAUGAAACUUGUUCUAAGAGAAACUUAAAAAUGUGAAGCUGGAACUUGACUGAAUGAUGCAUUUGAGUUAAAGGAAGAAAGACAAAUUGCAUAAUUAUUAAGUAUGACCACAAAGGAAUUCUAUGUACAAUCAUAGAAAAGCCGCCCCUUGAACUCACAAAACUAAGGAAAGUAUUAUGAUAUUUAACCUUCCCACCAUGUUAUCAAGGUGAGAAAGACUGUAAUGUUUAAUUCACAAAAAGUUCUACUUUUAAAGCCCUCAAGCAACUUUCACCCAUGAAACUUAAAGAGUUUUCAAAAUUGCAUACAUAGCUUGAUUCUUUCCAACCUCUGUGUGUAUGUUCAUAGAAUAUACUAUUUCCUCUUUUUCCCACAAAAGAAGUGGUAAGACAUGUUUUUUUUUUUAAAUGUCAUAAGACUGUUAAAAUACAUGUACCUAUUUAAAAGUCCUUCCUAAAGAUCCUUUCAGUACAGCUUGUCGUGAGUCAUACUUGUAACAAGUGGCUUCUAUGGUACUGUUGUUGUAAGAGAAGGGGAUGUGUAGAUGGUUGAUGUUCAGAUUAUAAGGUUUCCAUUCAUACUCAGGUCAUUGAUCUUGCCAUAGAUUGUCUUGCUAUGAGCACCACCUAGAUGUUCAUUUUGCUUUCUUUUGAGUAAGUAGUAUCUCCCUGUCAUCUGGUUUUUCAUAAGCACUUUGUUAAGUGUGUCUUUGUACAAAAAGCCGGAGAGAAGUUAAACUGAUAGAACCCUUGCCCACUAAAAACUAAUUUCAGAUCAUGAAACAAGAAUGGAAUACGUUGUAAAAAAUGUGUGUAAAUAAAUAACCAGGGAACCAAAGCAAUACAGAGUGAUUUUAAGUGCAUGUGGUUAAAUUAGCAUCAUGAUCAUCAGAUUACAAUUACAGGGUUUGAUUUUGUUAUGAAUAUCAAUAUGCUGCACCCCUUGUUGUAAAUGUCCUCAAAAUCUCUGAAUUGUUCCUAUCAUCUGUUAUAGUAUUAUAUUUUUAUGAAUUCUAAAAUGACUGCACCCUCUUUUUCCUAUGAUCCAGGGAGGUAUAAAACACAAAUAUUCUAAGUUUUGAAUUGCAGAAACACAGCCUCCGUAUGAUAAUGUUCCCCAAUAAUUUGGUGUUUGGUUUGGGCCCAGAACCCAUUACUACAUUCCAACACCAGAUUGUACUGAAAUGGUAGUAGUAAAGCAGCUUGACAAGUGGCCCCAUCUGCCUGUCCUCUGAAGGGUCUCCCACUUGUUUUUGGUAUGGGUUUCUUUGAGAUGGACUUAUUACAGGUGUUUUCUUUCAGCCAUUUUUACUGAGUGUAACUUGUUUAACUAUCUUGGAGAAUGUGGCAUAAACAAGGCUUAAAAAAAAUGAACCCUUAUAGCCUGAGUACCUUUUCCAUCUUACUUGUCUAAACUAACUCACAAAGAGCUCUUGGACACAGUUAUACUGUCACCACCAUGGUCAAUAAGAAGGAUGAUGUUACUUAUUGUAAAUUAAUGUUGGGCACAUUUACUGAGCCAGAGGACCUCCAUACCCCCUCCUCCCAACCAAUGUGCACACAUAGCAUUUCCAAUUUCCAAUGGCUCUGCUGUUUUGCUCCAUAUUUGGGUGACUGAGGCAGAGUCCUCUGAUGACUAACUUGUCAUUUAUUGGACCUGACUUUAGCAAAUUUUUCCAAAUCCUUAUUGAAAAAUUUUCCCUUAAAUUUUUCUUUCCUGGGCUGGGAGCAUAGCACAUGCAAAGGCCCGGGUUUUAAUCCCAGCACCUUAAAAAGAAGUAAAACAGUCCCUGUUCAUACGGAACUUCUGAUUUCAGGCCCAGUGUUGGGAAAUGAGGUAAUCAUAAAUAUGACUAGUCCUGUUUGGAGUAAGGGCUGUCUGAUAUAUUUAUAUCAAGGACUGAACUCUGUUAUCUGACUGGAAUAGUCUUUAUAUUUAAUAUAUGAAAGAAAACUAUUAGGCUUUGGGAUUUUAGUGAAAAAAAAUCACAUUUUUAAGUUUUACCUUCAUGCUGUGUUUAUUGCUUAGUAUUGAUAUUAAGCAAAAUUACCACAUUUAUCUCCCUGUCUUGGCAAAAUAUAUGAUUUUGGUUACUGAAGGAAAAAAAUUCAAGCAAAAUCAUAUGCAUAUGUUUCAAUAUACAUUGGCAUAAAUAUAUUUGGUUUCCUGUUGUUAUGCUCCUUAUUGUUAUUGUUGUCCGCUCCAGAGAAAUUUGAGAUGUGAACAACUCUGACAAAAAUGUUACUACAGUCUUAUGUUAAUAUGAUAUCAUUUCAAGAGUUAAAUUUUUUGAAAAGCAAUUCAAAGUUCAUGAUCCCAUAACAAGCAUAAUCCAUGCUGAGUGCAAACACUGUAUGUCCCCAUGUGCAUUUCAUUACACUUCCACUGUAAGCACCACAUGUACCUCAAGCAGCCUGAGUUAGACUUGCUGUGAGAAUCAUAACUUUGACCUUCUCCAUCAGUAUUGUAAAUUCUCAAUCCAUACAUUGUAGUAAUAUUGUCAUUGGAUUUAUUAUUCGAUCCUAAUAGUUCAAUAGAUAACUAGAACAAUUUUUAAAGAAAAAUAGAUAAAAAUAAAAUUUCCUUGGAAUAGCCACACUAGAAGAGGGUGAGUGAGUAGACAUCUUAAUGCAGGCCUGCACAGGGAAGCCUUCAUAGAGCUCUCUGCGCCUCCUUCCUGAUCCCUCUCACGUCUUACCAGGUGGCCUGGGGACACUUGUGGGAACAUCUUCAGAACCAGGAACAUCACCCCAAGUCUCCAUCAUCAUGUGGUCCAGACCCCUCACACCACAUCUAGACACAAGUCCAAUUCUGCUGCUUACUGCUGUUUGGACGCAACUCUCCACCUCGACUCUAGCGUUCUAUUCGGUGCUUUCCUUGCCUGCUCAGCCCUGACUUCACCAAAGGCUGAUCCCUCUGCUGCUUUGAUGAUAGUGGCUCCACAAAAUAGCUCUAUAUUUUUAACAGUGAUCAGUUCAAGUAAAAAAUUAAGUGAAUGAAUGUGCCGCAAAUAUAUAUAUCUUUUGUAUUAAAAUAGUUAAGAACUCCUAGCAUAUUUAUAAAACCAUAUUUAAAUUCCCCAUUGAACUCAAUUGUAAAUGGGAAAAAAUAAAAGCUUUAUAUUUUCUAAUGUUGUGGAGUGUAUAGAAAUAUCCUUUAAUGCAUUAGUUUUUGUUGUGCACAAAUCUAGAAAACAGUAUAUUAAGAGAAAACAGUAUUGUCAAAUCCUUAGAUACCAUUGGUGGCUUCAACAUUUAGUUUUUGUGAUAUAGAAGCAGCCUAUAAAAGUUUGAUUUUUACUCUGUCAACUUAAAUGCAAACAAUAGAACAGAAAAUGGGCUGCCAUUUAAAGUGAGAAAGAAGAGGAAAUAUUCCAGACCCAGAGUUUGGACGUGGUCAUUCCUCCCUGGCCAUGUGUUUGGUCUCCUUAGUUCCUGGUCCAGUAGCCUCCACACCCAUACAGUAGUCUUUUCCAGGAGACUGGCACCUUGGGUGGCUCUCCCCCAUUACCCUCCCCGAUUCUUCUAGAAAACUGUCAUGUCAGAAUCAGAAAGAGCAUAAAUGUGUUCAAGGGUUAUUGAAUCCUUUUCAGUUUGCAAAUUCCUUUUUUAAUAGGAAGAAAGCAGUGGUGUAAUAAAUUCUCAAAUGAUCAAAUCAGUUAUUUUGUAUAAAACACAUUUAUCUUUAAUUAAGCAUGUAAACAAGGAGUCGUUGAUGGCAAAUGCUGGCAUUGCUGGAAACUUUUCCUGCCUCACAGGCUGAAAGUGUGCACUGUAGUCCAGACAGGGGUUAACUGUGUAAGCUGAAUAAUGUAUUGGAUGGAAGUAGCAAUGAAACAAUAUUCUUUGUACUCCUUGCACUCUGGCCAAGAGAGUUUCUUCCUUAGUCCAGGAAGACACCACCCAGACCCCAGGGCCACCAGAGGCACCCCAGGGGUGAGGACCCCAAUGGGGCUGGGGGUUCUAGUUCAGUGCAACCUUACAGAUGUAGGUGCUGAUCCAAACUUUUGACCUAGACAAGCAUUGACUAUACUGCCAAAUUAAAAUACCAGGGUAAAAAUAGUAUGUGUGUCAUUAACUUUAUAAGAAAUAUGUUUGUACAGAAAAGCCUCUAAAGGAUACACACCAGAAUGUUGAGUAGCUGCCACUACCUGACAUCUCAGGCCUCUAUUUUCUUUUACAACAAGAGACUUAUACUACUUGUAUCAAAGUUUUAGAAUGGACACCUUGUGUUUAGAGGUGUAAGAUCAUUUCAAAGUCUUGUAUUUUCCUAGUUCAAGUCUGUCAACAAAGUUACUAAUAAUGAUUGUACUUCACUUGACUUGUAAAUUAGUGGUUUUGAACUUGAUAGUCUCAGAAUAUUUUCAGCAUACAGUGCUCUUAUGUGUGAUCUGUACAAGGAGUAGGCACUUGAAUGGGAUACAAAGGAAACACUUUCCAAAUUUAUUAAUCAGAGUGACCUUUGCAAUAUAUGUUUUCUGAUUUGCAGAAGACCCUAUGCCUUAUUGAUGAGGGUGAACAUAUGCAAAAUGGUCAUGGAUCAGACAUCUCAGAUGGAAAAUAGGUGUGAAAUUCCAAAAAGUUCAAGAAUUUAAAUAUAAUGUCAUUCAGAAAGACAGUUGUGAAUCAGUGAAAGCUUUCAGAAUUAGUACUAAUGAAGUAGCAAUUGAUAGCAGCUGAACAUUAGAUGCAUUUUAAGGAACUGGGUUCUUUCAUUGUUAUUUUUAUAACUAUAUAAAAACUUAUCCAUACCCUUACUUACAUAGCAAUAGUUAUUUAUGUAAAUAUUGCAUGCAAUUGUGGAUUCAAGUGCUCAAUUAUCCUAAAGGAGAAGACUAGAUUAUUCUUGCAAAAGAAACUUGUGUUCUAUAGAAUUUUGAUAUAUACAAUUCCAAAACUCUUGUAUGGCAUGGUACUGUUUCACUAGAUGAAAUAGUAUAUACACAUUGCCUUGAAAACUUCUAAGAGAAUUUUAUGUUGCUUAGCUUCCUGUAUUUUAAAAAAUAAUAAUUAUUGAAAUUAUCAAGUGAAUAUAAUGAAACAUUUAUUGAUUAAAAGUUGGUAUAAUUCACAUAACUCUAAGGAACUUUGUUAAUAUAGAUUUAGGGAUUUUGACUAUACACAUUAUUAAGUGAAGCUAAAUUCGUUUGCAAAUUUAUAGUGUUAAAUGAUCAGAAUACCGUGUACCCCAAACAUCUCUUAAAUUAGGAACUAAAUAUUCCUAAUCAUUGUUCUGCAAAGGAUGUGAGAACCUACUACGCACCGUUGCAUAGAGUUGUUCAUUUCUUCAUUUGUUUUUCAUCCAAGUUUUCAUCUGCCCUUGGUAGGCACUGCUCUGUGUACUGUGGAUAUGAUGUGGACAAGCACGUCCCCAGCAGCCCCUGUCCUCCAGCAGCAGGAACACUGAACCCAUGAUGCCACAAGGAUCUGUAAAGAAGGGUGUGGUGGGAAGGAGUCCCCCUGGAGGAGCCUAUAACUGGGCUCAGAAAUGUUUGUCAGAUUCAACUCCAGCCAUGGUUUCCCUGUGGAGGUCGAUUCUGACACCAGCAUCUUCCAGCUCAAGGAAGUGGUUGCUAAGCGACAGGGGGUUCCAGCUGGCCAGCUGCGUGUGAUUUUUGCAGGGAAGGAGCUUCAGAAUGACUUGACGGUGCAGAACUGCGACCUGGAACAGCAGAGCAUCGUUCACAUUGUGCAGAGAUUGAGGAGGGGUCAGGAAGCAGACGCACCUGGAGGGGACGAGCCUAGGACCGCCUUGGGAGGCCCUGAGAGGGAGCCCAAGAGCUUGACGCGGGUGGACCUCAGCAGCUCCGUGCUGCCGGCGGACUCGGUGGGGCUGGCUGUGGUUCUGGACACUGGCAGCAGGAGAGACUCCACAGCAGCCGGAGGCCCAGGUAGACCAACCUACAACAGCUUUUAUGUGUACUGCAAAGGCCCCUGUCAAGGGGUGCAGCCGGGGAAGCUCCGAGUUCGGUGUGGCACCUGCAGGCAAGCCACGCUCACCUUGGCCCAGGGUCCAUCUUGCUGGGAUGAUGUCUUAAUUCCAAAUCGAAUGAGUGGCAAAUGCCAAUCUCCAGGCUGCCCUGGGACCAGAGCGGAAUUUUUCUUCAAAUGUGGAGCACACCCAACCUCCGACAAAGAAACCUCAGUAGCUCUGAACCUGAUCACAACCAACAGCCGGGAUAUCUCCUGCAUAACCUGCACGGACACCAGGAGCCCUGUCCUGGUUUUCCAGUGCACCCACCGCCACGUGAUCUGCCUAGACUGCUUCCACCUCUACUGCGUGACCAGGCUCAACGACCGGCAGUUCCUCCAUGACCCUCAGCUCGGCUACUCCCUGCCGUGUGUGGCUGGCUGUCCCAACUCCUUGAUUAAAGAGCUCCAUCACUUCAGGAUUCUUGGAGAAGAGCAGUACAACCGGUACCAGCAGUAUGGUGUGGAAGAGUGCGUGCUGCAGAUGGGGGGCGUGCUGUGCCCCCGCCCUGGCUGUGGAGCCGGGCUCCUGCCCGAAGCAGGCCAGAGGAAGGUCACCUGUGAAGCGGGCAACGGCCUGGGCUGUGGGUUCGUCUUUUGCCGGGACUGUAAGGAGGAGCACCACGAGGGAUCCUGCAGCACCCUGCUUGAAGCCUCGGGAGCAGCUAAACAGGCCUACAGGGUGGAUGAAAGAGCCGCAGAGCACGCGCGCUGGGAAGAGGCCUCCAAGGAAACCAUCAAGAGGACCACCAAGCCGUGCCCUCACUGUGGGGUGCCCGUGGAAAAAAACGGAGGAUGCAUGCACAUGAAGUGUCCGCAGCCCCAGUGCCGGCUGGAGUGGUGUUGGAACUGCGGCUGCGAGUGGAACCGCACCUGCAUGGGCGACCACUGGUUCGACGUGUAGCCGGCGCCGCGGGCGCUGGGCCCUGGCCACGCCCCCCUCUCGGAAGCACCCAGCGCCCUGCCUUCAUUUUCUACUUCACGUUUCUCUAAACACAUCUCACACACAUACACACACUCACACACGUGAACACAGGCUUCAAGGUCUCCCCACAAUCACAAAAGCAAAAUGACAGAGAAAGCUGCUGGAUCUCUUUUACUACAUCCAUGAAAAACAGCAGAGCCAAUCCCAACACCAGCAAGAGGUCUUUCCAGGCCUUAGAAUUAUGCCCAGAGUAAAGUGCAGCCCGUCUAUGCUGAAUAAUCCUUAUUCUUGCAUGGAUUCAAGUCAGGCUGGCUCGGCACAGGGAGCAGGUCUCCAGAUCAGUUUCCUGCGUUCUACUUUCAACAAACACAGGGGAGGAGCCGCUGGCAAGGUGGGGACAGCUCCUGGGGACUGUUGCCUGAGGGGGCCUCUGCAAGGUGGACUGCAGGGACUCUCAGAACUGAGUUCCUGGCUUUCAGAGCAACAUUCAACAUUUAACUUUUCAGAGAGCAUCCAGUCCUCAAAAAACCCCAGGCAGUAGUAAAAAAUAUGUGUUUAUCCCUAAGAAUUCUAUCUUUAUAAAUUGUGCUGAUGAAAUAGCAACUAUGCACAAAUCAGCUUGUCAACUAAGUGAGAAAUUAUGAAAGCCAAUUUGAAUGUUGAAUGUUUAAAUUACAGGGAAGAAAGCAACACUUAAUGUGCUUUCAUUCCAUUUAAUUAUUUGCUACUUUAGAAAGAAAUCGCUUAUCUGAAAAUAUUACAAAAUCUAUCGUUUGAUUUUUAAGUAUUCAUUUUGCAGCUUGGAAAUUAGCUUGUGCAUUAGGCACUACUGUAAAUUUAAUGGAUAAAGGGCUAUAAAGGAGACAUUUUCAAAAACCAUUUCAUAGUGGUAUUGAAUGCUAACAAAAGUGCAGGUUAUUAAGUAGAAUCUUUAAAGAAAGAGCCUUUCCAAGGCGUCCAGAUGAAAGCAUUUCUGACCCUCUUCAUUAGAAGGGUGCAGGCCCCAUGCGUCCCCACUCUCCUUCCACUGCUAGCCCCAGGGAGCCAUGCAUGGGCGGCCAGCUCCUGCAAGGAGAGUUCUUUGCGUAGGACAAAAUAAACUCACUUAUUCCUCAGGUUACCUGCAUCAAAUUUGAGUGUUGGUCAGAUUUUCAACUUUUCUCUUUUGGAGGCAAAUGCAACACAUAAAAAAAAAAAUUCUCUAGAUACUGUGAGACGCAUUUUCUACUGCAAAAAUGGAGGUGAGAAAACACAAGAGCUGCCUGUUGACAGCUCCUCAGGAAGACCGUGAAUGUACCUGAGGGCAAAGGAGUUCUGGCACGGGGGGCCCUUCUGGGUUUGGGGAGCUGGAAAUUCUAAACUGGUCACCAGUCCUCUCCUCCUAGGUGGGCUCCCUGUGUCCUUGCUGGUGGGAGGAGAAGGGGUUUCCGAGGUCACGUCCCAAGGACCUUCUUUCAUGCUCCAGGGAGCAUUCUGCCCUCCACCCCUCGCGGGUACUGUGCCGGGACAAGACAGGGCAAUGACGUCCAUGUGCACAGCUGCUCCAGCAUGUUCAAGGCCACAGGGAGGUCCGUGGCCGUGCUGAGCCCCGACCACAAUCAGGACACAUGUCACUGACAAUCCCAGCCAAUUGCAGCUCCUUGCGCCAACUCAGGGUGACACCCCAGAUGGCAUCGCCUGUCCUGUGGCACAUGGGGCACUUUGUAUCAGUCUUAGCUUUUUCUUUGUGAUGCUCUCAUUAUUGCUUCUUCCAAAUCCACGUAGUGUGUUGGGUUUGCCACCGUGAAUUGCAGGUACCGUAGCAGCCCCUGGAGCUGUUCAGCUGUUGAGCAUGGUCUCCUUUGUGGUGAUUUUUUUUUUCCAGAAUAGAAUAGUGAUUCUUAAAAUAACUUAAAGGAAAAAUAGGCACUGAGUAUGAACAUGAAUCACAAUAUUAUUUGAACACGAACACUGUAAUAAAAUAUAGCACAAGAAUGGAAGUAAGAUCUUUGCGGAAAAAUCUUUAUUUUUUUCUGAAAUGUGUUAAGAAAUAUCUGACAGGUAUGUCUGCGAAUGUGCUUAAUUGUCAAUAAAAGUAUCCUAAGA
This is a messenger RNA of Marmota monax (woodchuck), 26367 nucleotides long. It is a transcript of the gene Prkn, whose product is annotated as parkin RBR E3 ubiquitin protein ligase. NCBI's taxonomy places the organism in Eukaryota, Metazoa, Chordata, Mammalia, Rodentia, Sciuridae. The coding region runs from base 22876 to 24261 and encodes 461 amino acids. Gene Ontology annotation, cellular component: cytoplasm; mitochondrion; cytosol. Gene Ontology annotation, biological process: positive regulation of proteasomal ubiquitin-dependent protein catabolic process; regulation of cellular response to oxidative stress; regulation of mitochondrion organization. The record is from RefSeq and is a predicted model, not a curated record. Gene Ontology annotation, molecular function: ubiquitin protein ligase activity; zinc ion binding; polyubiquitin modification-dependent protein binding. The transcript is spliced from 12 exons.